AGAGCAGCAGCUUGGUUUUCUUCCACAUUUAGAGCGCCACUCCCAAUGGAAGCUUUUUACAUUUUCCAAAAUCUCUCUCUAAUCUCUAUAUCUCUCUCUCUCUCGUGUUCUCAUGCAGAAAAAAAGCAAUGUAGAGCACACACCCCCAGGGAAUCACCAGUCAAUUCUCCCCAUUGUAUUUUUCUGCCAUCACUCUGCCCCACAAUCUCUCUCUCCCCCUUUUUUCCCCUCUUAUUCCUCACUCACCCCACCACUCUCUUCUCUGAUCAUCAUUACUCUCCCUACCUCCCUCCCUCCCUCCCGCCGGAAAACCCCCGAUUCCCCUCGCCGGAAUCGCAUUUCUUCCCGAUGCCAUGCCGGGAUUGAUCCAUCACUUCAAUUGACUCCCCUUCUUUGCUCUCUUCUCUGUAUAUAUGCUUUUACAGGCUGCGCCGCCGCUUUCCCCCCUUUUCUCAGCUCAUGCUUCUGCUCCCCGCCGCGCCGUUUAGUUUCUCCAUUUGGAACUGAUGGGUGUUCUUUUGAGUUGCUGUUACAGCUAAACUGGAGUAUAAUAAUAUUGUUGCCAGGCUUCUCUUCUCUGCAACAACUUUAAGCAGCCAUGAAGAGGAGAAGCAUACAUCAGAAUGAGCAUCCUUUCGAUGUGUAUCCUUUUGAGGCGUUCCGGAAUGGAUCGUGGCAACCUGUGGAGCGAAUAAGAAUUCAGAAUGGAACGUUUGGUAUGCAUGUUUUGGACGAGGGGGACUUGAUUGAAGAGGAGAUUUCGAUAUCAAAUGUUCGAAUAAGGUCAAGAAAUGCUACUUCUUCAGAUUGUGCUUGCUUUCUAAGACCCGGACUUGACAUAUCUGUGUUCUCGACCCCUCACCAAUCAGAGGAUUCGGAUGAAGAGAACAAUGAAGACGAGAAAAUGGAACCCGAACCUGCUUGGAUUGAUGCGAAAAUAAGGUCGAUAGAAAGGAAGCCACACGGUUUUGGGUGUGUUUGCCAGUUCCACAUUAGUGUUUAUGUCACACAAGGCCCUCCCCCGAUUGUAAAGAAAACUCUUAGCAAAGAGAUCAAAGUGGUGCAGCUAAACCAGAUUGCGAUUCUUCAAAAAAUCGAACAAAAGCCUUGUGAGGACAAAUAUUAUCGGUGGAGCUUAUCUGAUGACUGCAGCACCCUGCAGAAGUUCAAGCUGUUCACGGGGAAGUUUUGCUCGGAUCUCAGCUGGAUGCUCGUGGCAUCAGCUCAUAAGCAAGUGGGAUUCGAUGUUAAGUCGGUCCAUAACCGGAUUGUGUACGAAAUCCUGAAAGAUGAGAACGACAUCGAUGCACCAAACUCCGAGUACCAUUCCUAUGCUGUGAGUUUCAAAUUGGAAAACGAAGUUUCCACCCCGAUUAUCAUACAGUUCAACCCGGAUAUCCCCGAAAGGGGACCCGAGGGGGAUGUUUAUGAAGCUGGACCGCUCGUUGUGUAUGAUGAGCUUCGUAGGUCGAAGCGUAGGUUUGUGCAGCCCGAACGCUACCUGGGAUGUGAUGACUAUUUGACAGAAUUCGAUGUCGAAAUGACUCGACUCGUGGGGGGGAAGAUGUAUAAAUCAGAGCUCGAAGAGUUGCCAAUGGCACUCUCGAUUCAAGCGGAUCAUGCAUAUCAGAACGGCGAUAUUGAUAACAAAACUCUCGCUUGUUACCAGCAAGAGUUGCGUGAUAACUCGCUUUUGAGCAGAAACCGGAAUAGUAGUAAAUCAGAUACAAACAGAAAACGUGUCAGUGGAGACAAAGCACACCUCGCCAUUGUUCCUCUGCAGCUAUCUGCCGAGAACAAUUUGUUCGACCAAAAGGAAAAUCCACUUAGUUUCGAGGAUAACGAGGAUCUGUCAGCUGAGAUACGCGAAAUAGUGUCCAAAUACAUUUAUGUAAAUGGUUCUUCAGCUGUGGAGAUGAAGAAAUCGUCGUUGAAUCUAAUGCAAGGUAGGCGGUGGGGUCAAGUGAAAGUUUCGAAGCUGAAAUUCAUGGGGUUGGAUGUUAAAGGAGGCGGGAUAGGGUCGAGCAAAAAGAAGGCUAAGAAGCGGACUUGCCCUUCUCAGAGGGAUAGUAUUUAUGAUAUAAGAUCAUUUAGGAAAGGGUCCAUAAGUGCCAAUGUUUAUAGGGAAUUAAUCCGAAGAUGUAUGGCAAACAUCGAUGAAACCCUUAAUAAGGAACAGCCCCCGAUUAUCGACCAGUGGAAAGAGUUCCAGAACACCAAAUCCUGUCAACGGGAGCCCAUCGAGAAAUCCUCGACGAAUAACGAGGAAGAGUUGUCAGAACUCGAUAUGCUUUGGAAGGAAAUGGAACUUGCCUUGGCAUCAUGUUACCUUCUUGAUGACACCGAGGAUACAAACUUAAAAUCUGCCACUGAACUUCACAUGGCAACUAAAAAGGGGACACGAGUUUGUCAUCAUGAUUUUCGACUCAAUGAGGAAAUUGGACUCGUGUGUCGACUAUGUGGCGUUGUGAGCACCGAAAUUAAGGAUGUCCCCCCGCCCUUUAUGCCUUCAACGUGCUCGAGUUCAGGGAAAGAGCAAAGGCCCGAGGAAGUUGUUAUGGAGGAGAAGCAAGGAGAUGAUGCUGAUCUCGAUCAUUUUGCUAUCCCGGUUUCUUCCAACAAGCCUUCAUCGGAGGUCGAAGUGGAAGACAAUGCGUGGGCGUUGAUACCCGAUCUCAGGAACAAGUUACGUGCUCACCAAAGACGAGCCUUCGAGUUCUUGUGGAAGAACAUUGCGGGGUCUAUAAUCCCGACCCAAAUAGACCCCGAGAGCAAGAAAAGAGGGGGGUGUGUCAUUUCUCAUUCCCCUGGAGCUGGUAAAACUCUGCUCAUUAUUGCUUUUCUCGUGAGCUACUUGAAGCUAUUCCCGGGGUCACGCCCUCUCGUCCUUGCCCCGAAAACGACUCUCUAUACGUGGUACAAAGAGAUAAUCAAGUGGAAGAUUCCAAUCCCGGUGUACCAAAUACACGGUGGCCAGACUUAUAAAGGUGAGGUUUUGAGGCAAAAGAUGAAGUUAUGCCCGGGGCUUCCCCGCAACCAGGACGUCAUGCACGUCUUGGAUUGCCUCGAAAAGAUGCAGAAGUGGCUCGCCCACCCGAGCGUUCUUCUCAUGGGCUAUACCUCGUUCCUAACGCUCACACGAGAAGAUUCAACCUAUGCACACAGGAAAUAUAUGAACCAGGUGUUGAGGCAGUGCCCGGGGAUCCUUAUACUAGACGAGGGGCACAACCCGAGAAGUACUAAAUCGAGGUUAAGGAAGGCUUUAAUGAAAGUUAACACGAGUCUUAGGAUUCUGCUGUCCGGGACAUUGUUCCAGAACAACUUCGGGGAGUAUUUCAACACGCUUUGCUUGGCAAGGCCGAGGUUUGUUGAUGAGGUGUUGAAGGAGCUUGAUCCUAAGUACAAGAAACGAGUAAAAGGUGCAAAAACUCGGUUUUCAUUGGAAAACCGAGCAAGAAAGAUGUUCAUUGAUAAGAUUUCGAAGAAGAUUGAUUCGAGUAAGGAGAGGGAAAGGAAGGAAGGUCUAAACAUAUUGAAGAAGCUAACCACUGGAUUCAUAGAUGUUUACGAAGGUGGAAGCUCUGAUAACCUUCCGGGUCUACAAUGUUACACGUUGAUGAUGAAAUCGACGACUCUCCAACAAGAAAUCCUGGUGAAACUCCAGGAUCAAAGGCCUAUCUACAAAGGCUUUCCUCUCGAACUCGAGCUCCUCAUUACUCUCGGGGCAAUCCAUCCGUGGUUAAUCAGAACGACAGCGUGUUCUGGGCAGUACUUCAAGGAAGAGGAGCUGGAGGCUCUCGAGAAAUUCAAAUUCGACCUUAAGUUAGGCUCGAAAGUGAAAUUCGUGAUGAGCCUGAUCCCUCGUUGUCUCCUCCGCAAAGAGAAAGUCUUGAUCUUUUGCCACAACAUAGCUCCCAUCAAUCUGUUUCUGGAGAUUUUCGAGAGGUUCUACGGGUGGCGCAAAGGCAUAGAAGUGCUGGUGCUUCAAGGCGACAUUGAGCUUUUCGAGAGAGGGAGGGUGAUGGAUAAAUUCGAGGAGGUAGGGGGGCCUUCGAAAGUAAUGUUGGCAUCCAUUACCACUUGCGCUGAGGGGAUCAGCUUGACAGCAGCAUCUCGGGUAAUAUUACUGGAUUCGGAAUGGAACCCUUCGAAGAGCAAACAAGCCAUUGCCCGGGCCUUUCGCCCCGGGCAGGACAAAGUGGUGUACGUGUAUCAGCUCCUGGCAACCGGGACGCUGGAGGAGGAGAAGUACAAGAGAACCACAUGGAAGGAAUGGGUUUCUAGUAUGAUAUUCAGCGAAGAUCUCGUGGAGGAUCCUUCUCACUGGCAAGCUCCCAAGAUUGAAGAUGAACUUCUCGGGGAGAUUGUGGAGGAGGAUCGAGCCACAUUGUUCCAUAUGAUCAUGAAGAACGAGAAGGCUUCCAAUAUGGGAAGGCUUCAAGUGUGACGUCGACAAUCCUAUCCAGAGGUGGCGGUAAUGAUCAAGAACCAUAUUCUUCCCCUCCCACCCCGCGGUGGGAAAGGUCGUUGGCUUCUUCUCAUGACCUCCAAGUUUAUGGGUGGACCCUUAAAAGUAUCGGUUUCGUUGUUCUGGUAUGCUUUAUCAACUGCUCUCAAUAAACCAUUCUCAUGUGAUGAGAAUGUUGUGCUAUCUAUCUGUAGGUUUAAUUUUCUGUACUAAUGAGUGGAGGAUGUUUCAUUUUAAUGUUGAUCAUCAAGACUGUUGUUAUGUGUACUAUGUAAUGAACUCAUAAUGGUGUGUAUUGUGUAACAUAUUUUAUCAUUAAGAUUGAGACUGCAUUUA
Molecule: messenger RNA, 4804 nt
Organism: Ipomoea nil (Japanese morning glory)
Lineage: Eukaryota; Viridiplantae; Streptophyta; Magnoliopsida; Solanales; Convolvulaceae
Product: SNF2 domain-containing protein CLASSY 1-like
Exons: 6
Coding region: 599-4447 (1282 amino acids)
Biological process (GO): gene silencing by siRNA-directed DNA methylation
Molecular function (GO): ATP binding; ATP-dependent chromatin remodeler activity
Source: RefSeq, a predicted model, not a curated record